Clupea harengus (Atlantic herring) is the source of this 1029-nucleotide messenger RNA. RefSeq names its product B9 domain containing 1 (gene b9d1). Gene Ontology annotation, biological process: cilium assembly. The record is from RefSeq and is a predicted model, not a curated record. NCBI's taxonomy places the organism in Eukaryota, Metazoa, Chordata, Actinopteri, Clupeiformes, Clupeidae. Gene Ontology annotation, cellular component: MKS complex.
GAACUGUAUUCCAAGCGUCCUUGGCAGCAAGAUCCAUGGUGUCAACAAAUGAAAGCCUAGCAAGUAAUCUGUCGGCUGGUUGAUAUACAAAUUAUUUUAACUGCAAAAAAACAUUAUGAUGGUUUUAGUAUUUCAUUUGUAACCAUAGAGGAAAACAUUCUACUGUUUUCUUACAUCGUUGGAAAUGGCUUCAAGCAACCCAUCUGUAUUUCUUCUGAUGAUCAAUGGACAAAUAGAGGGAGCGAAUUUUCCAGAGUACGAUGACCUAUACUGCAAGUAUUGUUUUGUGUAUGGACAUGACUGGGCUCCGACGUCGGGUUUGGAGGAAGGCAUCUCUCAGAUAACUUCCAAAAGCAGAGAAUCACAUAACCUAAUAUGGAACUUUCCCCUGGACCUUACCUUUAAGAGCACCAAUCCUUUUGGAUGGCCUCAGAUAGUGGUGAGUGUCUAUGGUCCUGACACCUUUGGGAAUGAUGUUGUUAGAGGUUAUGGUGCCAUUCACAUCCCCUUUACCCCUGGCAAACACACAAGAACGAUACCCAUGUUUGUUCCAGAAUCCACAUCAAGACUUCAAAAAUUCACAAGCUGGCUUAUGGGAAGACGUCCAGAGUUCACAGACCCAAAAGUGGUUGCCCAAGGAGAAGGAAGGGAAGUAACACGGGUGCGCUCCCAAGGCUUUGUCACGCUCCAGUUCAACAUAGUAACCAAGGACAUGAAGAAGCUGGGCUAUGACACAAGCCCUGGAUCCUCAGAGGCCACUCCCGUUACGGGCCUAUCUGGAAUGGACCAGCCAUACACACUCUGAGCUCUGCCUAACCAGGACCAGCCUUACUGGCGGCAACAACAUUGCAUUAGUUCAGCCCUCCGGUGCUUUCACACUGUCUUAAUAAUCAAUUUAGCAAAUGACCAGAACUGAGUUGAUUACUAGAGUACAGUAGUGGUGUGUGUGGGUUUCACGAAAAUUGAAGAAGCUGAAUGUUUUGUACAUAUUUACAUAUUAAAAUGUGGUUUGUAUUUCCUACUUCUAAA